Nerophis ophidion (straightnose pipefish) is the source of this 2289-nucleotide messenger RNA. It is a transcript of the gene map9, whose product is annotated as microtubule-associated protein 9. The transcript is spliced from 13 exons. Gene Ontology annotation, molecular function: microtubule binding. The record is from RefSeq and is a predicted model, not a curated record. Gene Ontology annotation, cellular component: astral microtubule. Gene Ontology annotation, biological process: regulation of mitotic cytokinesis; mitotic spindle assembly; mitotic cytokinesis. NCBI's taxonomy places the organism in Eukaryota, Metazoa, Chordata, Actinopteri, Syngnathiformes, Syngnathidae. Bases 259 to 2043 code for a protein of 594 amino acids.
UCCGGAAACAGCGUCUCCCUAGGUUACGGUCAACAAUCUGGCAUUUUUCCGCCGUCAUUAUUGAGAAUAACCACGUCACAAUUGUCGAGGUUGAGCAUCUUUGUCGUCUUCGUAGACACGCCGAUACGUACCGCGACACUUAAUGGCGACUCACCCGAGCAACUUUGGGCGCCGCUAGCACAGCGGAGCUAACAUGCUAACGGCAAGGAGCUAAUAUGCUAACAGGCUAAUCAUUUCCCGCGGCCGAAAAGCUUGUUUAUGUUUAUUUUGGCAGAGAUGACCGACCAGUUGUUCGACACUCUGGCUUUCACUAAAAGUCCCAAAACGACGAAAAGGACAACAUUCCAGGAUGAACUCCAAAGUGCUCUGUCAGCCAGAGCCAGGAAGACCUCAUCACUGUUGUGCUCGCAGGACUUUGAGGAUGGUGACGAUUUCAUGAGCCUGCUCAAAUCAAGGAGAAACAGGUCCGAUGCGUUCAAGGCCGCAAGGAGCAACAGCAAAAUCAACGACUUUGAGUUCUCGGAUGACGAGGACAAAGAAGGGAGCAAAAAGAGAACAUCUUUCCUGAAAUCCAAAGGAAGUCCAUCUCUGGACGAGGCUCAACAGGAGAGGACAGACAGCUGCAAAGUGUCCAGUGAAGACGACUCGCGGCCUAACGACCAGAUACUCGGCGACCAUCAUCGGCCUACGAGAAACAACUCCUCCGUGUCGCUGUCGUACCAGUCGGACGACGUACGUCUGGACUCGCCUUUCCGCAGCAAAGAAUCUCCCGCUCUCCUCCGGCCUGAAAGCAGAAUAAAUAACAGCGGAGACACAAUCUACCGGGAAACUUCCUCGGACGCCGACUUUAAAAGCGUGAGUUUCGGCACGGAGAAGGAGACGCCCACGCCCAAGCCAAGACAACGGACUGUGGGACUGAGCCUGCACGCGACACAGACGGCUGCUGAGGAUGCAGAAAGUCUCCAGGCGAUGAGUGGACCUCCAACUCCUCCUCUCCUCCAGCAGGAUGCAAGCGUGGACAUUGCUGAUGGAGCUUCUCCUCAACAAAUGGCAACCGUAAGGAGCAGCAGUCCACAUUUGAGUGACGACGCUGUCGGUGGCAGAGCUGCGGAUUCGCCCGCUUUAAAUGCCAUCACUUCAGCUGACACCACAGAGCAUCAAACGGCAUAUUUUGCUUCAUUAGAAGCGUUUAAACAGGAGUCAGCAGAUUGCUCCAUUACUCCUGUGCAAGUCAAAGUGUCUGAUACCAGGGCAUCCAGUUGUCAGUCUAAGAGAGUCACAAGUGCGGGCUCCAAGAAGGUGGAGUCAAAGUAUUUAGGAACGCUCAAAGUCCUGGACUCUAAAGAUUUACAAGAUAGUCAACACCAAGACGCAGAUUACCUCAGGGCCGCUGUGUACCAGGAAUGGCUAAAAAAGAAAAAGGAACUGACCGCGGAGAGCAUAAACCGAGAGAAGAUUCUGAAAGAGCAAAAGAAAAAGGAAGAGGAGGAGAAGAAGAAAGACGCCGCCGCCUCGUAUGAGGCCUGGAAAAAAAAGAAAGACGAGAUUUUUAAAGCCAAAGCAAAGAAAGAGAAGAAUAAGAUGAGGAAGGAGCAGAGAGUGGUGCAAGAAGUGGAGGAAAAAAGGAGAACGGCUGAACAGGUGUUUGAUCAGUGGAAGCGCGACCAUGAUAAAAUCCUGCGAGACAAGUGGCGAAAGCAAAGAGAGGCUGAGAAGAAACACACGCUGAAGAAGAAGGAGGAAGAGGACGAACGGAAGAGAGGCAGCCAGUCGGCUUUUUCUACCUGGUGCGAGGAGAAGUACGACGCCCUGCAGAAAAAAGCCUCCACGACACGCGUGGAAACCAGGUACGCGUCGGAGGAGCACCGAUACGUCCGGGAGGAGAAGGACAAAAUGGCGAUGGAGAUGUUCGAACGAUGGCUGGCCAAGAAGGAUGUGCAGCAAAAGCGCCAGAGGGAGGAGAGACGCGUGCAAGUCAUACUGCGGGACAGCCCCCCUCCACCUUGGAGCCCCCCCAAUAACACCAUUCAGUUUAGGAAGUAAACCUUUCCUACUUUCCUGCUUCACAUCGCUGACUUUUGUCCAGUUCUCACCUAAAAAUACUUUGACUGGUAUCGAGUCCGCUCUGCCUUUGUCAGCUGGGAUAGGCUCCAGUAUUCAGACCGUAAAACUGUUGGAUCAACAUAUUCUCUGAAGUUUCAAGAGUCAAAUGUAUGAUUUAUUAUUAUUCAUGCUUCAUGUCUGUUUGUACAUAGGUGACUUUGAUAAAAGUAGCAUGUUUUAAAAAUG